Molecule: messenger RNA, 1065 nt
Organism: Sabethes cyaneus
Lineage: Eukaryota; Metazoa; Arthropoda; Insecta; Diptera; Culicidae
Exons: 1
Coding region: 1-1065 (354 amino acids)
Biological process (GO): DNA integration
Molecular function (GO): nucleic acid binding
Source: RefSeq, a predicted model, not a curated record
AUGGGUCUGCGUAACAAAACAGACAGGAAGACUAUCAUGGAACCCUGGCCCCCACCGACAAAAGUGUGGCAGCGCCUACAUCUAGACUACACCGGUCCGCUAGAUGGGAACUAUUUUCUCAUUCUGGUGGACUCGUACACAAAAUGGCCUGAAGUGAAACGAAUCAAGGAGAUUACCACCACAGCAACCUUGCGAAUCCUACGUGGCAUUUUCGCGAGGUACGGUCAUCCCGAAACACUGGUUACUGACAAUGGGACGCAGCGCACCAGUGACCGCUUCGAAUCGUACUGCGACAAAAAUGGUAUCGUUCAUCUGAAAACAGCGCCUUUUCAUCCGCAAUCAAAUGGAUUAGCUGAGAAGUUUGUUGACACGUUUAAACGUUCGCUUAAGAAAAUCAUCGCAGGAGGGGAAACCCUCGAAGAAGCCAUAGACAGCUUUCUUCUGUGCUACAGAACCACACCCUGUCGCAGCGCACCUGGUGGGAAAUCUCCCGCUGAUCUGAUGUAUGGACGAACUAUCCGUACGUCCUUGGGGCUACUUCACCCGCCUACGCCGUACCACAAGUUGCCGAGUACUGCUCAGGAAAAGAAAUUUGACCGGAAGCACGGAGCGAAAGCUCGGUGUUACAAACAACAAGAUCUCAUCUGGGCUAAGGUCUAUGCAGCAACGAAGUGGACCUGGCAACCUAGUAUAGUGAUCGAGCGCAUCGGUCGGGUGAUGUAUAACAUCUGGCUACCAUCAAAGCAAAAUCUUAUCCGAUCCCACUGCAACCAACUGCGGACUCAUCAGUUAGCUGAGAGUGCUGCAGAAACUGAAACUACACCGAGUAGCGUGCAAGUACCGUUGUCUAUUCUCCUGGACAGUUGGGGACUACGUCCUACACUUGAGCCGGAGGCCGAGGAAACCGACUUGCCGGCCUUUCUCCAAGCAGACCUGCAACCACAGGUUAUCCGGCGACGUCAUCGAACUCCCCUUAGCAAUCAACUGCAGCAACCGAUUCCUAUUCGCCAGUCUUCGAGAUUGCGAAGGCAGCCUGCGAGGUACGAUCCGUAUCACCUGUUCUAA